Molecule: messenger RNA, 4397 nt
Organism: Tachysurus fulvidraco (yellow catfish)
Lineage: Eukaryota; Metazoa; Chordata; Actinopteri; Siluriformes; Bagridae
Gene: zbtb22b
Product: zinc finger and BTB domain containing 22b
Exons: 4
Coding region: 340-2388 (682 amino acids)
Biological process (GO): regulation of transcription by RNA polymerase II
Molecular function (GO): DNA-binding transcription factor activity, RNA polymerase II-specific; RNA polymerase II cis-regulatory region sequence-specific DNA binding; protein binding
Source: RefSeq, a predicted model, not a curated record
CUGUAAAGCAUAUUAUUUUCAGUAGUGUACUAAACUAAUUUACUUUAUCCUCUUUUAUCAGUUAACAUUAUACAUUAGACGUGUUUAUUAAAAUGGACUAAGAAUAAAAAACUUCUCUCCUUCAGACACACCACUGUGUUUACACGCGUUCUAUUUCGGUCGGCCGAAUGACCCCACACGAUUGUGUGGAAUUUCUCUUAAAGGGAUCAUAUGCAGCUGGAGCUCUGGAGCUAAGCGAACAUUUCUGUUCCAAAUGUUAGCUUUCUUCCUGUCGUGAAGAUGGAGAUUUUACUGCGCAAACACACUCAUGUUGGUCCUUAAACAAGCCUUUCCAGGGGAAUGCAGUCGGCUACAGAGGAGAACAGUUGUGAUGGUACCUCAGGUGUGCCUAUGGGUUCGAUGGUACAGGUGUGUUUCCCUAACGUGCAGACAUGUGUGCUGGACAGCCUUAACAGACAGCGUGAGGACGGCCAGCUGUGUGACCUCUCCAUACACGUACAGGGACAUGUCUUUAAAGCCCAUCGCUGCGUGUUAGCUGCCUCCUCACCGUACUUCCAUGACCAGGUGCUACUGAAGAACAUGUCUACAGUGUCCAUCCCAGCUGUAAUGGACCCGCUGGCAUUCGAGAGAGUCCUGCGCUGUGCCUACACUGGCCAGCUGCAGAUGCUCCGUGAAGACAUUGUCAACUACCUCACCAUUGGAAGCGUCCUGCAGAUGUGGCACAUUGUGGACAAGUGCACAGAACUACUCAGAGAGGACAAGGGAGGUUCGUCUGGGCCACAGGGUACAGCUCCGUCCUCAGAGAGCGCUCGAUGCAGCAGUAUCGCUAACAGGGAAUCCUACGGUGGAGAAGGACACCUACAGUCUGUGGCGCCGCCUCUGACCCGUCCCUCACUAAUCGAGAGUCAGUCUCCCAGCAGUACAAACUACUUCAGCCCCAAAGAUGCUAGUUUCGGUGGAGCCAUGGCGAGUACAGGAACAGUGGGAGACGGAGGCAUGCAUUCUACUCCGAACUACUGCAUGCCGUCCAGUCAAGAAGACGCUUUCCUAAUUGAUGAGGAGGAGGAAGAGGAUGAGGAGCUCGUGUACCCGAGGAAACAGGAACAGGGCAGUGGCAGAAGGAAGAAGCCUACUCCUGCCUCUGAUCAAGACAUGGGAGUGAGCGACAGUUUCGGUGUUUCCUCCUACCAGGAUCUGGAGUCGUCUCCGCCGCAGAAGCGCCCCAUGUACAGCCAGCCAAGCAUCAUGCCUCGGAAGCAGUGGGUGGUGGUGAAAACCGAACGCUCCAGGGAUGACGACUUCAUCGUGGUGUCUGGAGAAGAAGGAGGUGAAAACGAAGACGAGCAGGAUCUAGAGCUCAGCAAAGAGAGAGAAAGGGAGAGGACAUUUAAUAUUUCUAAUGUCAGGACUCUUUCUGCAGACCUCAGCAUUAGGGAGGACAUGGAAGCCCAGGUUGACUACUGCCAAUCACCUGAAGACUACCUCAAGGUUGAAAGUGGUUUGAUGGACCAAGCGUCGUCACAGCACUCUGUGGAGAACCCCAGCCAGAGCAGCAGUCGAGGAUUACUGAGCUCGGUCCAAUCAGCCGCUGCCAGAACACAGCUCUUCCCACUGGACAUGCAAGGGAACCAGAUUGUUCUCUACAACCAGCCUUCUCUUUCAGUCAGCCACCAAGAUGCUUUACCUGGGGUGUCCUUAAAAGGAGCCUCAGAGCAUGGAAAGGUCCACUUACCCAGGCACGGUGGAAUGGACAGUGGCUUUGAUGGGUUAGAUGGCAAUGGGGCUGGCACCGCGGGCAAAGUCUUUAUGUGCCACUGUGGCAAAAGGUUUACUCACAAGAGCAUGCGAGAUCGCCACAUCAACAUGCAUCUCGACCUGCGGCCUUUCCACUGCCCGGUAUGCUCCAAGAAGUUCAAGAUGAAGCACCACCUCACAGAGCACAUGAAGACACACACGGGUCUGAAGCCGUACGACUGCCUUAGCUGUGGGAAGAAGUUCAUGUGGCGCGACAGCUUCAUGCGACAUCGCUCUCACUGCGAAAGGCACACCGGCAUCAGCACUAAUAGCGAGCUGCAAGGCACUGAAGGGUCAGUGAUUUCCCCUCAAAAUCUUCUUCAGCAUCAGCCCUCAGGCAACAAUGGUACUCCAGGCAGCGCUGGAGGCAGAAGUGGAGUCCCAGUUAUGUCUCCACACCACUCCAGUAGCAGCAGCAGCAGUAGCAGCAGUAGAAGCGGCUUGAGCAUGUCCAUCCCUGGCUCGCUUUUAGGGCUUAACCCCCAAAGUGGAAUGUAUGGUCAUGGCUCCGGUGUCCUUGGGCUAGACGUGAGCCAGAGUGAAUGUGGGGAUGAUAUAAGUGAGGUGUGUAUAGGUGAAAACAGCAUCACUUAGACAUCACCUCAGCAAACAGCUAAAUAUUGCCACGUCGGACCACGUGUACAGUCGUCUGGUUGUGAUAGUGUCUGUAAGCAUGAUUCAUGUAACAAGUUAGGAAAGAAAUAACGUCUAAAGUCUUAGAGCACUUAUAAUGUGUCCAUCUGUUAUUGGUGCAUUAAUUUUAAAUAGUGCACAGUCCAGUGGACGUUUUAAAAACAUUCUAAUUUAAUGAUAAACAAAUCUUUUUUUAAAUAAUUUGGACAAAAUACAUCCCUGGGUAUUUUUGCAGGGCAGCACAUCACAUUCCUCAGAGCAGAACAUAUCACACAAGGGCUCUUAUUGACAUCCUGUGAUUUGAUGCUGCUGCAGCACUUAUUAUAAGGAGAGGACGCAUUCGAUCAUUUUAGCUGAGCUGUGACUUCCAAUCAAAGCUAUACUCAAAUCUCCAGUAGAUACGUUAAGGCACUGGUAUAAAAUGUGAAAGCCUCGCAUUCAGAAGUAAAGCCUUGUAAAAUAAAAGUAAAGAAAUAAAAAAGAUCAGCAUGAUGUAUGUGUAGCAGCCUGGAAAAAACUCUUGUAGUUCAGAAAGUUCUUCUUCGCACAUACUUUAUCCAGAACUAAAAGCUUAAUGUCUGAAUAAACCCGAAAAAAGGAGUACAUUUCAACUUCAUAAUUUAAAGAUUUCAAUCGAUUUCCAAUUAAAGACACUUUAAAAAUUUCUCCAAAUAAAGUUGGAACUUAAUGUAUAGAAGAAGUGCAUUGUAUUUAAUGUCUAUUCUAAAGAAUAGAAUAGAAAUUUAGAUUUAUUAGCAGGUCUGAAUGCAGAGGAGCAUUUUAUUAUCGGUCUCAUGGCUUUCACGCUCAGUAUCCAGCACACGGUAAUGUAUGGAUUUAAUUUUUUUAUAUUGUGCUGAAUGUGCAGUUCAUAAACCCAGUAUAAAUGGUCACUGUGAUUAACAGGAGUGUGUUGGACACAGAGAUGCUUGUCAGGUUUAUCUGUGCAGAACUCUGUAUCUCAGACAACCCCAGGGGGCAAGAAACUACAGUACGUCCUAAACGGAUUGUUCUAGAUUAAUCCGUCUACCAUGGUGAGUAAUCUAGAAAUCUACACGAUACACUGCCUAGGAAAGUGGAAUCUGCAGCCAGCUUUUCAGCUCCUUAUGUAAAAGAUGUCCUGCUGUUAAUAACACACUUCUAUCCGCAUUCAUUUAUCACCCAGCACCUUCUCCACGACAACUCCACCCUUUCACAGCCUCCCCUCGGAAACGCCCCCCUGCCGCCAUAACAGAUUUGUGUCCCGAAGUGCUUCCACUCAUCCCCACAUUCCACUGUAUUUAUGAUCUAAAUGACCCGAGUCGGUUUGUUCUCUUAUUUUGCCAGCCUGGGUCUCGGCCGUACGUUUUAAGAGACUUGUAGUUUUAUCUGGUGCCAGUUCCGAUAUGUAAAGCCAUCAAGUUCAUAUUCUGCUUUCUUAACAUUUCUCUGUAAUCUCUUCAUGUGAUUAUAAACAUCAGAGUUGUGACCUUGAUUAAUUUUUAUUAUUAAAUUUUUUUAUUGUUCUUUACAAAGCAGAAGGAACAGAGAAUAUGACACAUUAAGGGACUCGCUGCAUUCCAAAUCCUGUUUCCAUGAACUUAACAGAGGUGUAUAAUAAUAAAAAAACGACAAAAUGACACAGGGAGUAAUUAAAGAGUUAUCAAUACUGCUUCUGAUUUUAAUUCUGAAAGCUUUGCCUUCUGUGAAGGCUGUCGAAUUGAUUUGCCAUGUUUUCUAAUGGACUUGUAGCACUUUUGACGUUUCGUGAAUGUGGAUUUUACGAGUAAUUGUAUAGAAACUGAGCUCAUGCGUUUAAUUGGUUCAUUUCAGUACGCUGACAUAACACUCAACCUGUUCUCCAUGUCAAGGACGGGUUUAAACAUUGUGUGUUAAAUGGAUAAAAUCCUGUUACGCAUUUGUCAAUAAUAAAGAUUCACUGGAAAAAAACUGGUCUGAAAUGGUUUGAUGAAUCACCUUACUUUUACAUC